ACGCGCUGCGGGCGGGGAGAGGCUGCGAACCAAUGGCCGCCUUCCAUGUGUUGCUUCAGUCAAAGGUGAAAGUUAGCGACUCGCUUUGAAGCCGCAGCCAAGAUGGCGCCGCUGGUUCUGAGGAGUUGGCACUGAUUUAGCGAUCGCCGCGGGAAAGGAGCUACCGGGUGGGCAGCGGCGGCCGCUCCGCCCCUAGCUUCCGAUGUGAUAUCCCGCUCGGAGAGUUGGUGUCGUGGCGGCCUCCCCUCCCGCGACUGCAUGGCGGUGUUCGAGCUGGCGUGGCGGCUGCUGCACGCCGUGCUGUGGCUGCAGCGGGCGCUGGGUGCCUGGCUGCGGCGUGGAGCGGGCGCCUGGGCGCGCUGGAACGCGGCGCUGCAGAACAAAGGGCGGAGCCGGCGGUCGCGCUGGCGGGCCGACGGGCGCGGGCUCAAGAAGCUGCCGCUGCACCUGGGGCUGGUGGUCACCGAGGAGGAGAGCAGCUACACCGACAUCGCCAGCCUGGUGGUCUGGUGCAUGGCCGUGGGCAUCUCCUACGUUAGCGUCUAUGACAACCAAGGUAUUUUCAAGAGAAAUAAUUCCAGAUUAAUGGAGGAAAUCUUAAAGCAACAACAAGAAUUACUAGGUCUGGAUUCUUCAAAGUAUUCUACUGAAUUUUUAAAUAGCAGCAGGAAAGCUGAACAAGUAUUAUCUUGUCCAACUACAGUGAAAGUGCUUUCACCUGAUGAUGGGAAAGCCAAUAUAGUGAAAGCUGCAAAGAAGUACUGUCAAUUAGUUGCUCAACAGCAAAGGAGGUCUGCUGAUCUAAAUGUGAAUAUUAUGGACAGUUUACUCAGAGAAGAUUCUUCGGGUUUACCUGAUCCAGAUCUAGUUUUGAAAUUUGGACCUGUAAGCAGCACUCUUGGCUUCUUGCCUUGGCACAUCAGGCUUACUGAAAUUAUAUCAUUGCCUUCGCACAUCAACUUAAGUUAUGAAAGAUUUUUCUCUGCCCUCCAGCAGUUUGCAGCCUGUGAACAGCGUAUGGGAAAAUGACCGAGUCAAUACGGAAUCAUUUUCAGGCUUCAGUCAAAGGGACCCAAAGUAUACAAUGUUUACAAGCACCUGUGAACUAUGGAAGCCCAGUUCAGUGUCCUUUAGCAGCUGAGGAUAAGAAUAUGUUUUCUUUGUCCAAUUCUUAGUUGUGUAAGUGUCUGUGAGGGUCAAUCUAUUAUUUAAAGAAAAAUGAGCAAGGUUAUGUUCGACAAUAAUUCAGGCUUUUCUCAAAUGGGACCUUUUUAUAUAAAAAUGAAGUUGCAUUCAAAGGAUUAUCAUUAGACUCUUCUUCGGAUGAUAUGGAUGAAUAAUGUAUCUACAAUGCCUUGCACUAAUUGAGUGUAUAAUAAAUGUAUAAAAUGAUCGUAUUCCUAUUUUAAAAUAACAUUUUAAUGCAAUAUGUUGAGUUUUGAUCAAUUUUAGUUAGCCUUCAACAGAAUGUGACCUCUGGUGCUCUCUAGUUUGUUUUGAAAGCAGUGUCCCCACACCACCCUAUCUUUUCCCUCAUGCUUUAAUAGUACUUGUAUAGCAACUGAGUAUUUCAAAGUCAGAGAUUGCACUAUCUGUUGUAUCAUUAUGUAGUUUGUACUUGUGUUCUGUGGUGCAACGGAGAAAUCAUGAACUAGUUGAUGUUCAUACAGAUGUUUUGUAGACUGAUACUAAUUUGGUAUUAAAUGCAGGAUGAAAUCAAGCCAGGGCAAAAAUUACCCUUAAAUAUUGUUGCUAUUAAAGCACGAUUUUAAAUUUGA
Hypanus sabinus (Atlantic stingray) is the source of this 1778-nucleotide messenger RNA. RefSeq names its product NUS1 dehydrodolichyl diphosphate synthase subunit (gene nus1). The transcript has 5 exons. The coding region runs from base 259 to 1029 and encodes 256 amino acids. Lineage: Eukaryota; Metazoa; Chordata; Chondrichthyes; Myliobatiformes; Dasyatidae. Gene Ontology annotation, cellular component: endoplasmic reticulum membrane; dehydrodolichyl diphosphate synthase complex. Gene Ontology annotation, molecular function: ditrans,polycis-polyprenyl diphosphate synthase [(2E,6E)-farnesyl diphosphate specific] activity. The record is from RefSeq and is a predicted model, not a curated record.